CUCAGCGCGGUGACAGACUGCUACGGGAAGAAGGGAAAAAAACAAAAAAAAACACUAAUCUGAGCAGGACGGCCAUCUUUGCUCUGCUCGCCGAGGAGAGAGGACGGAGACCAGACCUUCAGACCCGGAUCGAUAACACACAUAAGAGGAUCGAUCCGGUUCCUCUCGUUGCGCGGAACCAGACCUACUGGUGGACUGGGCUCCUCUCGGAUCCCGGAUCACACCGAACCCCGGAACGUGAAUCCGAGCAGAAAGCUGCAGCAAUCGGUUGACCAGUUGAUCGAUUGAUCAAUGCGGUUCGAUGGACACGUGCUGGUCGGUGGGUUUGGGUUAGACUGAUACCGGACCGGUGGUCUCCCGGUGGAUCCGCUCAGAAAGAGAGCUGAAGAUCCGGGUCUACGGUUCUGUCCUCACGUAGACCUGCAGCUCACGCUGGUCCCCUUUGGUCCCAGCACUGCGUUAGAUGUUUGGACCCGGACCCGGUACCGGUCCUCAGGGUCCACCAUCAGAACCGCAGCUCGUUUAAAGGACUUCUGAUCAAAUUCAUAUUUAGUGUCUGUGGAUCCACGAUGGGACCAGCGACCCGACUGGCCUUCAGUGUGUUCCUGGUCUCCUGCUCCUCAGGUUCCAUCCUGGGCCGCUCGGACACUCGGAAGUGCAUCCACUACAACUACAACCCCUCCUCCUCCUCCUCCUCCUCCUCCUCCCCCUCCUCCUCCUCCUCCUCCUCCGUGGGGGUGGAGAGUCGGGGGAACAUCAGCGGGGUGGUCUCGUGCUCUGGAGAUAAAGAUAAAAGACUUCACUGCUUCGCCACCUGGAAGAAUGUAUCUGGCGUGGUUCAGGUGGUCAAACAGGACUGCUGGCUGGACGACACCAACUGUUACGACAAGAGUGAAUGUGUGGAGAGGAAAGAUGCUCCUGAAGUCUUCUUCUGCUGCUGCGAAGGAAGUUUGUGUAAUGAAAAGUUCUUCUACAGCCCCGACGGCAACCAGCCGCAGAUCUCAACGACGAACGAACCGGUGCCUCCGAAGACCCCGGUGCUCACCAGUCUGAUGUACUCACUGGUUCCCAUCAUGGCUCUCACAGCCAUCGUCCUGUUCUCCUUCUGGAUGUACCGACACCACAAACUGGCCUACCCACCUGUCCUGGUGCCCACGCAGGACCCCGGCCCUCUGCCGCCCUCCCCCCUGCUGGGCCAGAAGCCACUGCAGUUACUGGAGGUCAAAGCCAGGGGGCGCUUCGGCUGCGUGUGGAAGGCUCAGCUGCUCGGGGACUACGUCGCGGUCAAGAUCUUCCCCAUCCAGGACAAACAGUCGUGGCAGAACGAGUUUGAGAUCUUCAGCCUGAACGGAAUGAGACAUGAAAACCUGCUGCAGUUCAUCGGAGGAGAGAAGAGAGGAAGUCACCUGGACAUGGAGCUGUGGCUCAUCACGGCCUACCACGAGAAGGGUUCUCUAACGGACUACCUGAAGGCCAACGUCCUGUCCUGGUCUGACCUGUGUGUCAUCGCUCAGUCCAUGUCUCGAGGUCUGGCCUACCUGCACGAAGACGUACCGGGACACAAGGACGGACAUAAGCCCGCCAUCGCACACAGGGACUUUAAGAGUAAGAACGUGCUGCUGAAGUCGAACCUGACCGCCUGCAUCGCCGACUUCGGCCUCGCUCUCAGAUUUGAGGCUGGAAAAUCACCUGGAGACACACACGGACAGGUGGGGACCAGGAGGUACAUGGCCCCGGAGGUCCUGGAGGGGGCCAUAAACUUCCAGAGAGACGCCUUUCUGAGGAUCGACAUGUACGCUGUGGGUCUGGUGCUGUGGGAGCUCGCCUCGCGCUGCAAAGCUGCCGACGGUCCUUUGGACGAGUACAUGCUGCCGUUUGAGGAGGAGGUGGGUCAGCAUCCGUCUCUGGAGGACAUGCAGGAGGUGGUGGUCCACAAGAAGCUGAGGCCGACUCUGAGAGAGUGCUGGCAGAAACACACGGGUCUGGCCGUGCUGUGCGAGACCAUCGAGGAGUGCUGGGACCACGAGGCUGAAGCGCGACUGUCGGCCGGCUGCGUUCAGGAACGCAUCGUUCAGACCAGCGUCACGGGGCCCGAGGACAUCGUCACGGUGGUCACCAUGGUAACCAACGUGGACUACCCACCAAAGGAGUCGAGUCUAUGACGAGACCCGAGGACCAAUCUGAACGGAGCUGGGACUCCCUUAGAGGCCCGAGGACCAAUCGGAACGGAGCUGGGUCUCCCUUAGAGGCCGAGGACCAAUCAGGACGGAGCUUGGACUCCCUUAGAGGCCGAGGACCAAUCAGGACGGAGCUUGGACUCCCUUAGAGGCCGAGGACCAAUCAGGACGGAGCUUGGACUCCCUUAGGGCAGGGGUGGCCAGGUGACCCAUCGGGUGGUCAGGUGACCCGUCGGGUGGUCAGGUGACCCGCAGACUGACGAGGACGGCUGGCAGAGGGUCUCUCUCCGCAGGGUGAGCCACACUGAUCUCUGACCUCACUUCCUGUUUAUAUUACAAAAUAAAAGACUUCCUGGGCAGACGUUAUAUUGAGUAUAAACUCUGCUUUGUUCCUCUAAAUGAUGCCAAUAAGAAAACGGCUUCUGAAUGUCUCACUACUGCUGAGUGUAUGUGUGUCUUUCCAUAUAUAUAUAUAUAUAUAUAUAUAUAUAUAUAUAUAUAUAUAUAUAUAUAUAUUUAUAUUUAUAUAUAUAUAUUCACACACACACACACACACACACACACACACGUGUGUAUAUAUAUAUAUAUAUUGAUCCUCUUUUCUCUCAUAAGACGCCUUGUGGAGAAGAAACUGAGAUAUUUAGAAGAUUGAAAUGUUUGACGGCCGUUGAAUUGAUUUAUUGUUGUAUUUAAUAUGUUAUCUUGUUUAUUGGUAUUAGUCGUUUUUCAGAUGAACUAUUGAAAAGGUUUUGCUGCACCAAACUCCAUUCUGGAAUCAAUAAGUGUGAUUGAUGGGAGGAAUAAAAGGACAGAACACUAAGAACUGAUUAUUAAGUGUAUUAAUCUGUCAUUAAGGCUAAAAAACUGUUUUCUGAUGUCUCCAUGAGGAUUAAUAAUCUGUUAUGUUUCACUUUAUUUCUUUGUUCGAUUUAUUUUGAAAAUGAAAUCUUUAGACAAUCAAAAGAUGUUUUUUCAUCAGAAUGUCAGAAACCUGCUAAUCAAUAAGAAGAAAUGUUUAAAGCAUGCUUUUAUUUUGUAAUAUCUCCUGUUGGUUUCCUGUUUGUGGUUCUGAUUCUAUGAAAAUGAAUCAAUAGCUUCUAUUUGUAUUUAUUUAUACUCACGAGACGUAAACGUUGAAAUGAUUCAGUGAUGAAGAAAAGAACCGAAGUCAUCGUCAGAACCGGAAAGAACAGAACCGG
Messenger RNA from Cyclopterus lumpus (lumpfish), 3376 nucleotides. It is a transcript of the gene acvr2aa, whose product is annotated as activin A receptor type 2Aa. Gene Ontology annotation, cellular component: activin receptor complex; plasma membrane. The record is from RefSeq and is a predicted model, not a curated record. Gene Ontology annotation, molecular function: activin receptor activity; activin binding; ATP binding. Gene Ontology annotation, biological process: protein phosphorylation; cellular response to growth factor stimulus; activin receptor signaling pathway. The coding region runs from base 570 to 2162 and encodes 530 amino acids. NCBI's taxonomy places the organism in Eukaryota, Metazoa, Chordata, Actinopteri, Perciformes, Cyclopteridae. The transcript is spliced from 11 exons.